AUGGCCAAAAUCUCCAGAAAUGCCACCAGUUCCUUCAUUCUCCUCUUCAGCACUAUUCUAAUCUCAAUGACCCUUGCUACAGCAAAAUCUGACAGUUUCUCAAGAAACUUAUCUCCCAAAAACCUAGGCCUCAAGCGAGAGAAACUAAGCCACCUCCAGUUCUACUUCCAUGACAUAGUCAGUGGAAGAAACCCCACUGCUGUUCCAGUUGCCCGUGCAGCCAUGACUAAGAAUUCUUUCUCAUCGUUUGGACUGGUUACAAUGAUGGAUGAUCCUUUGACCGUAACGCCCGAGAUCAGCUCAAAGCUUGUAGGAAGAGCACAGGGAAUAUAUGCAUCAGCAUCACAAAGUGAACUUAGUUUUUUGAUGGCAUUAAAUUUUGUUUUCUCAGAAGGGAAGUAUAAUGGCAGCACCCUUAGCAUUCUGGGGCGAAACAGUGUGUUUUCCGGAGUUAGAGAGAUGCCUAUUGUUGGUGGGAGUGGGCUUUUCAGGUUUGCAAGAGGCUAUGCUCAGGCAAAGACUCAUGAGAUUGACCUCAAAACUGGUGAUGCUAUUGUGGAGUACAACGUUUAUGUCUUCCAUUAUUGA
Molecule: messenger RNA, 588 nt
Organism: Dovyalis caffra
Lineage: Eukaryota; Viridiplantae; Streptophyta; Magnoliopsida; Malpighiales; Salicaceae
Source: the annotation of a GenBank genome assembly